This is a messenger RNA of Pestalotiopsis fici W106-1, 1278 nucleotides long. RefSeq lists its product as uncharacterized. Gene Ontology annotation, molecular function: Hsp70 protein binding; ATP binding. The record is from RefSeq and is a predicted model, not a curated record. Gene Ontology annotation, cellular component: cytoplasm. NCBI's taxonomy places the organism in Eukaryota, Fungi, Ascomycota, Sordariomycetes, Amphisphaeriales, Sporocadaceae. Gene Ontology annotation, biological process: response to heat; protein refolding. The coding region runs from base 1 to 1278 and encodes 425 amino acids. The transcript has 4 exons.
AUGGACAGCCCCGGACCUUCUGCAGGUCAAGAUGACCUCGAUCUCUACGAGUUGCUUGGCAUCGAGAGAAGCGCAACCCCGGACCAGAUCAAGAAGGCCUACCGGAAGCUUGCCCUGAAGCACCACCCCGACAAGGUCCCGGAGGACCAGCGCGAAGAGUCAGAAGCCAAGUUCAAGGCCGUCACACAAGCAUAUGAGAUUCUUCGCGAUGAAGACAAGCGAGAGAUGUACGACCGCCACGGCAUGGCCGCUUUUGACCCCAGCAGAGGCGGCGGCAUGGGACCCGAGGUCGAUAUCAACGACAUCCUGGCACAAAUGUUCGGCAUGGGUAUGGGUGGAGGCCCUGGCGGUGGCAGGCCCCGAGGUCCUAUGAAGGGCCCUGACGAUGAGAAUGCCUACAGCAUCUCGCUGGAAGAUCUCUACAAGGGCAAGACUGUCAAGUUCGCCGCAGACAAGCAGAUCGUCUGCGGUACCUGCAAGGGCUCUGGCGCCAAGGAGAAGGUCAAGCCCGAGACCUGCCAGCGGUGCAAGGGCCGCGGCAAGGUUGAGGCCUUCAGACAGGUUGGUCCUGGUAUGGUAGCCCGGGAGGCUGCCAUUUGCGACAGAUGUGAGGGUUCUGGCAAUUCCAUCAAGGAGAAGGACCGAUGCAAGAAGUGCAAGGGCAAGCGCACAGUCAAGGAGAGGAAGCCGCUCGAGAUUUACAUUCCGCGCGGUUCCAUGCAAGGCGAGCGUAUUGUCCUCGAGGGCGAGGCUGAUCAGCAUCCGGAUAUGCGACCUGGAGACCUGGUUUUCAUCCUGGAGGAGGAGCCGCAUGACGUAUUCAACAGAAUCGGCGCCGAUUUGUCGGCAGAUCUCGAUAUCACUCUUGCAGAGGCUCUUACUGGAUUCUCGCGCGUCGUCUUGACUCACCUUGACGGCCGCGGCAUCAAGAUUACCCACCCACGGGGCAAGAUCUUGCAACCCGGCCAAGUGUUGAAGGUCGAGGGUGAAGGUAUGCCUCACAAGCGUGGAGACGGCAAGGGCGAUCUCUACCUGUUGGUCAAGAUCCAGUUCCCCGAGGAUGGAUGGUUGCAGGAUGAUGACAGCCAAUACGAGGCUCUUUGCAAGCUGUUGCCUCCCCCCGCUGAGCCCAUCAAGGCUGAGGAAGUUGACGAGGUGGAGUACGACGAGGAUGCUGACAUUGAAGAGAUGGGAGCCCAGUCGGGAGACCCUCGAUACCAGAAUGAGUGGGCUGACGAUGAUGAUGAGGCGGGCGGUGCCCAGUGUGCACAGCAGUAA